GCACGGUUGGGGCUGUUUCGUGGUGAGGCUGGAGAGUUUCGAUCUGAACGAAUCUGAUCGUGUUGGGUAUGGCCACCGUGGUACCAUCAUCCUAUAUACGCCCUCAUUCCUAAAAUCUUGGGCGGAUUAGGUUUUAGCCCGAAGAUUAGCGUACUUGAGUCGUCGUACAGGUCGCAGAGAGGGAGGCGAUUAAUCGCCGGCCGUGCGCGGUGACAUUGUCUGCUCCCAUUCGCAAUCCGCAGUCAUGGGGAUUAUCCAUGGCAAGGGGGUGGGACGAGUCGAUCAUGACAGGUUGAGCGCGCUGCCUGACGAUGUAAUCCUCGCUAUCGUCAAUCUGCUCGACAUGGGGACCGCCGUCAGGAUCGGCGCCCUAGCGAGACGAUGGAGGCGCGUCCCUCGUCUGCUCUCCGAUCUCGUCAUCGACGUCGCUGACUUGGUACCGCAUGCUUCGGAUCGCACGGUGGAUGAUAUAAUGACGACGUACACCAACGCCACGAGGUGGUUGCUAGCCCCCAGUGAACAGCGGAGGAUCAAGAGCUUGUGCCUUACGUUUUACCUCACCGACCCUUACCUGCACUCCAUCGGAAACGCAGUUGUCGAGAGCGGUGGCAGCACAGCCAAUCCUCUGGAAUUCACCAUACGGGCGGAUGUGGACACCAGGAGGGUCAACAAGGCGCAGCGCGCCAUGUUUGGACGACGCUUCAUGUCCUUCCUUGGUGCUUGCCCCGUUGCUUUCAGUUGGCUAACCAGCCUCACCCUGCAAAAUAUUUGCUUCAGCGACUCGGGUAUCUCGGAUCUCCUCAACACUUGCAGUCGACUAGAGCUCCUUUCCUUGAGCCGUUGUGGCUCUAGCUCCCACCCCGUCCUACAGAUAGACGCGCCGACAUCCUCGCUCUCGACCUUGGAAAUCUGUGAUUCUUUCUACCGAGGAGUUGAGCUGACCAGUGUCCCAAAACUACAACGCUUCUUUUGUGACGACGUCAAUGACUUCGCUCCGAUCUCCAGAGUGCGGUUUGGAUAUGUUCCUUGCCUUCACAACAUAAACCUCUCAACACUACAUCUGCGUUACUACUAUGAUGAUUCGAGACAGCUCUUCCCCGCCUUCAGUAACCUGAGAGUUCUGUAUCUCUCCAACUUGGAAACUGAUAAAAUGGACUGGACACUUUUAGUCCUAGCCGCCGCACCUUUGCUCAAGAAAUUUUCUACUAAGGUACGCCUUCUUUUCUCUUCCCUAAAAUCUCCAUCCCUAAUAGUGCUAUCCUUUUGAGCUUCAUUUAAUUAUUAUUUUACCCAGAAACCGUAGAACAAUUGUUCUACAGUAAUUUUCACUAAUUAUUAUUUUAACUUUCUACCGAGGAGUAUACUAGUAAAAACCAAAAACACCAUCACCCAAUGCCAGUUUUAGGAAACAUGAUCUAAUAGUAACUAUUCUACCCAACUUCUAAUCUUCUCAGCUUUAGAUGCUUGGCUCUGAUCUGUCAUGCCCACAGUCCUUAUUUUAAAUAGUAGAAGAUCCAGCCAGGGAGGUGUGGUGCUGCUGAUCCAAAGAUCUUGUCAUUCCUAAUUGACCAAAUACUCCAGUAACCCAUGAUAAUAAUAUCCAGCGCAAUCUAUGAUCAACAUUACUUGCAAAAUAAAUACGUAGAUGUUUAGGCAUGUUCUAUGUUUCUAAGCAUGUUGUAAGUCCUACUAUCCUGGAUUUGACCAAACUAUAGGGAAUAAUAUCAACAUCUAGAACACGUAAAUACACUAUGAGUGAACACGUAGAAAAGUAGUUUACUUCCCAACUCGUACAGACCCGAAAUGGCUCGUCCCCGCUCGCGCUCUCGCGAAAGCCGCCGCCCCACCACCGUAGUCCACCAGCCUUCCCCGGCGGCUGCCGCUCCGGCGCCGCUGGCCACCCAAUCUGGCUCGCCUCGGCUUCCGCGCCUGGGCCUCGCCCCGCCCGCGCUGCUCUGGGGCUUCCCCUCCCCCCAGCCCGUUGGGCAACGGCCCUUCUCUGCGCUGGAUCUGGAUCGGGAGCUAGCCACCCCUCCUCCUCCGCCUCCUGGUCGACCGCCGCGCGACCCGCGGGGGGUGUCCGUGGUUCCAAAGACGCCUCCUGAGCUGCAAGGCGGGGAGGCCAGGCAUGCUGCCCCCCUCUUCAAUGCUGCCGCGGUGCCCGCUGGCCCGAGGGCGCGCAUUAACUCAGGUAGCUGGGCCGAUGUCGUCCAAGGCGAGAGCGGCUGUGCUCUG
Triticum aestivum (bread wheat) is the source of this 2235-nucleotide messenger RNA. RefSeq names its product putative F-box/LRR-repeat protein At5g02930. The record is from RefSeq and is a predicted model, not a curated record. Gene Ontology annotation, molecular function: protein binding. Lineage: Eukaryota; Viridiplantae; Streptophyta; Magnoliopsida; Poales; Poaceae. The transcript is spliced from 2 exons. The coding region runs from base 245 to 1267 and encodes 340 amino acids.